Molecule: messenger RNA, 2902 nt
Organism: Aedes aegypti (yellow fever mosquito)
Lineage: Eukaryota; Metazoa; Arthropoda; Insecta; Diptera; Culicidae
Gene: nerfin-2
Exons: 3
Coding region: 81-1922 (613 amino acids)
Biological process (GO): neuron differentiation; negative regulation of transcription by RNA polymerase II; regulation of cell cycle process
Cellular component (GO): nucleus; transcription repressor complex
Molecular function (GO): RNA polymerase II cis-regulatory region sequence-specific DNA binding; DNA-binding transcription repressor activity, RNA polymerase II-specific
Source: RefSeq, a predicted model, not a curated record
GUGCCGCGGACAACGUUGAACGUGUCGGAAAUUCGGUCCUCUUGUUGUGAAUUAGAAGAUUUCCCAGUGAUGUGCUAAGGAUGAGCUUGAUUCAGGAUAGUCAGAGAAUGCAACCAUACAGUCCACAGCAGCAGCAUCAGCAGUCGAAUCAAUCUCCAUCGGAAGUGAACUAUUUCCAACCGUUUUUGUUUCCACGAAGUCCUGUUGCGCCGAUUUCGGGAAUUGUAGGCGGUAGUGAGUUCCAGAUUCCGCUGGAUUUGUCCCUCCGACAGGGGAAUGUGCCCAUGACUCCUCCGUCAACUCCGUCUCCACCACGGAAGCGAAAUCGCACUUUCGAUGAGGAUGAUUGGAAACUCAAACUGGUCAACAGCAGUCUUCAGCGCUCCAUGAAUCAGUUCUCGGACACAGUCUGCAUCGACGACAAGAAAUACUACGCCAACACAACCCUUACAUCUAGCUCCACUUCCCAUUUCCGCUACUUUGACGACUCUGCUCGCUUGCCACCGUUCAAAUCCCUCCAACAGAUUCCCUCCACUUCCACCUCGGAUGCCAAACCACCAGAUGAGUUCAUCGACAUCACCGGCCAAGAGGACUCAGCCUCCGUCUCGCGCCAAUCCCCGUCCUCGAACAUCGACGUCGAAUCCCUGGAGAACAACGGUGCCCUAGAAGACGCAGACAUCGAUGAAGGCGACGACGACGAUGAUAGUCAGGAAUCGAUCAACAUUGUCGACAGCGAGAAGGAGAACAGCGAAGCCGUACUCGUUGACGGUCAGCGUUACUUUGAGAACGAGAAGCUGCACCUCCAAGCGAUCGAAGGCUUCGCUCGGCUCUUCGAGCAAAGCUUCGUCGAAUAUGACCGUCCUUCGCCGCAGAAAUCCCACCCAACAGGAAAAUCUUACUCCCAUCAUCGUCCCAAGACGGAGCGACGGCGAAUCAAGACGCGGAAGCAGAUCGUGGACGAAGACAACACAAGUCCCGUAUCGGGGACCAUCAUUCGCAAGUUGCAGGACGGCGAAGAACUCGUAGUUCGCAAAGGGGACAUCGAUCCGGCCUUUAACGUGGUGGAAAUAACGGACGAAGCCAAGGAGAUACUGUCGAAGAUCGAGAACAAGAUCGGGUCGUAUCUGUGUCAGUUGUGCAGGGCGUUGUAUGACGAUGCGUUUGGGUUGGCGCAGCACAGGUGUUCGAGGAUCGUGCAUAUUGAGUAUCGGUGUUCCGAGUGUGAUAAAGUGUUCAACUGUCCGGCGAACUUGGCGUCGCAUAAGCGAUGGCAUAAGCCUCGUGGGGGAAGUGUGGGUACGGGUGCAGUGGAGGGAAAGAAGAAGAGUGGUGGAGUCAGUGGAGGGGAGGGAAGUGAUAAGACGAAGGAUGACGAGUGCAUAGAGAUUAUGGAUAAUGACGGUGCUAGCAGUGAACGAGGAAGGCCGGCGGAUGUUCCCGAAGAAAGCUAUGGAUGCAAUCAUUGUGGAAAAAGUUUUAGACGUCAAAGUUACCUGAAAAAACACCUCCAGUCACACCAAACGGGGCAUGAUCCAUCUGGUCGCCAGAACGGUUCCGGCCCCGGUCUGAUCAACGCCGCAGCCACAAUAGCUCACCAGAAUGCAGCCGCGGCAGCGGCAAUCUUCUGCGGUCAUACCGGUCACCACACGAUAGCACCCGGCGCAUCGGUCCCAGCAACCCAUGCUCUUUCUGGGGCAUUCCCUAGAAACGGCCUGUUUCCGUUUGCUGCCGCCGCCGUUGCCUAUGGAAACUAUUCCGGUGCGAAUUACUCCGAGGUGGAAAAGCGACGCUGGCAGUCUCUUAGCGAACUCUAUCUUCAACAACGGGAACGCCUGUCUGCCUUCCAGUAUGUCCGUCACCAUCAGUACGAAGAUUAUCUGAAGAGCUUUCAACCGUUCCACUUUGGCCGGGACAAAACCUGACAGAACGUCCUGCGGCCAGUACCGCGUCUAGCGGCACCCAUCUGGUCGCAGCACAGCAGCCAAUCGCAACCCAGCGCCGUCUCCACAGCAACCGAACAGCCUACUGGGACGGCCAAUGUGGCCGAAUACGGUGCACCUCACCCGAAUGCGUCGCCUACUGAGCAUGCAGCAGCGACACCGACGGCUGCCGCCCGCAUCAUAGACCACGUGGGACACCACAGAGGUUAUGAACAGCGCUUGGAUUGAAGAUGACCGUGUGUAGAACAAACAAAAACGUGACAUGUGUAGAGCUAAAUUAGUUACGCCGUUAUAGAGAUCAUCCCUCUCACUCGUUGUCCAACAAAUAUAAACGAAUUAGACGCUCUUUUGAACCAAAGUGCGAUUGUUUAGGAAUUUCCCAUAGGACUAUAAGACUUUUGUUUCGAUUUUCAAAAGCAAAUCUUUCCCUUGUUUUAGUUACAAGCAUGGGCGUAGCCAGAAUUUCGAAGAGGGGAGGGGUUGAGUGACUUCAAACGUCAUUAAUGGAACACCUUCAGUGUUUAUUUCUUACAAAAAAGGCAACGAGGGUCUCUAAGAAUGGCCUGACGAAAUUUCUCCAAGAAACGUUGUAAGAUCUUUUAAUUCAACAUCCUGAAUCAUUUCUAGUAUAAUCUGGAAAGGAAAGCUAACAAUAGAAACAGGUGAAACCCAUACACAAAUUCCAAUUAUCGAGGUAUUAUACAGACUUUUUUUGAAGAAGUUGUAAAGCUAUUUUUGAGGAAAUUUCCAAUAACAUUUUAUAAAUCACUUUUCGUUCCCACUAUUGCCAUUAUAGUGAUAGUAAGAACUUAUAUCCUAGUUGAUUUUGUUUUUUCGUAAAUCUCUUUGCUACGCCCAUGGUUACAGAGCAAAAGGCAACCCCAGACCGUGUUACGUAUACGAUAUUACGCGUUUAGUAAAAGUGAAACGAAAUAUGUACACACACAUAUCGUAGAGGAAAC